CUUUCAAGUCUUCUGUACCCGGAACCUAUGUUAUUAAACAAAAGUUCCCCUCCGGAGAGGAUAACUCGUAGUACAUGCUAAAAAGCUGCUAGCGGAAGAUAAAUAUCAACAUGGCAGAGACUCACAGCUUGCAGGACAUGAGGCAACAAGCAGCCGUUGCUGCCAAAGUCUUCAUUCAGAGAGAUUAUACGAAUGGUACUGUGUGCCAGUUCCAGACCAAGUUCCCCUCUGAGCUGGAGACCCGGAUUGACAAACAGCAGUUUGAGGAGACGGUGCGGACGCUCAAUAACCUGUAUGCUGAAGCUGAGAAGCUGGGAAGUCAGUCAUAUAUUGAAGGCUGUCUGGCCUGCCUCACAGCAUACACUAUCUUCCUGUGCAUGGAGACUCACUAUGAAAAGGUUUUGAAGAAGAUUGCAAAGUACAUUCAGGAGCAGAAUGACAAGAUCUAUGCACCACGAGGCCUCUUGCUCACUGACCCCAUUGAGAGAGGCCUGCGAGUUAUUGAAGUCACCAUCUUUGAAGACCGAAGCCUGACUAGAUAAAAGCUGCCACGCAGCUGUUUAGCUGAGCAGAGCAGCCCAGCACCGGUGCCCACCUCUCUGAGGACCACCCAGACCUGCACCCUUAAUACUGCGUCUCUACAAUCUGUCCCUGUCAUGUAAUUUCAUGUGCAUGUCCCAUUCAUAGUAUCCUUUGUGACCAAGUUUGAGAUUUCAUACCCGCAAGUUAUUUAUAUAUAACUUUAUCAAUAGGUGUGAUAUCCAUUUCCCUGUUUAAUAGUUCAGGGUUAAAGUCUGUUAUGUGCCUGUAUUUAGUUGGAGAAAAGUGAAGGAUAUCAUAGACAAACUGAUGGACUAACUUACACAAUUUAUUCUCGUUCUUCAGCCAUGAGUAAUUAUAUGUUGUUUAUUUUGGACUAAGUUUUUGACUUUUGAAUAAUGAAGCCAACACACAGGGUAACUUCUUUUUAUGAAGGUUUUUACAACUCACCCACACCCAUGCUUUAAAUGAUCAUCUUGGCUGAUUUCAGGAAGUAGUGGACCACUGGUUAUCAGUGUGAUUUUCUGCAUGUGCCGCACCUCACAGUUUAUUUGCUUUUAUUCUUAUUUAUGUAUUCUUGCAAGGGUGCUUGGUAGUGUAUCACCUCUCCUGCAUGUUUCCGUCAUAUGGUUUGACCUUGUAGUUAACUGACUGCUGAACUUUUUCAGGCUCCAAACAUUCCAGUCAAACCAUCACAGAUUCAGAUAUUCGUGUACAUCUGUCCUAUUUAUGCAUCCAUUCAACAGAUUAUUCUUUUGCUUUCUGAAAAGCCAAAACUUGUGCUUGCUCUGUAUCUGCAUGUACUAUUGUCAGUGCUACUCCUCGAGUCAUGGUUAUUUUUAUACGUAAACUGUGCUAUGCAUAGUGUUUUGGUGACUACUGUUGAUUUUUGACUCAUGUCUAAUAAGCAUAUAUCCAUAUAUUGGUGAGAUUGCCUUUGACCGAAGUAUUAAAAGUGCUCUUGUUUGUUGACAGUGCCUGUAAUGGCUUUGAAUGUUGCCUUUGUGUAAGCUGAAAGGCCUGCUCACACCAGGACUUAGCACAGCAAAAUUGAGCAGCAAUUUAUUGCAGUGGAAUUGAUGUGAUGAGUGGAUUCGCUCAUGGGGGCAAAGUAAAUCAGCACAAAUGUUCUGUGUCGUGUUCCUGCAAAUUUGUGCUGUUGACCACUAGGAAACACUCUUGACAGUGACAACCUUUUCAGGGACGGAGAGCCAAAGAUUCCCAAAUGAAAGAAACUGUUCUCUUUUACUUAACCCUCUGUGCAGAGGUAACCGCUUCACGAAAGAGGAAUGGUCUCCUGACAGAUACGACACAGGAGUCAAUGGCUGAAAAUACAACUUUUGAAUAAACUGACAACUUAUUGUCCCGUCAGUGACGGAGCAAAACUGAUGCACAAAUAAGUUUGCUAACUGACCGUUAGCUUAGUUCAUAGUGCUUUGUUUUUCAUCUUCAGUUCAUUCACAGAACAGUAGAGAGAAAAUAAAGAAAAGCACCAGAGUUAGUUCACCAACAAGCAAGUAGUCACUAUGUCCCCAAACUACUAGCACAAAUAUUUCACAAGAGUAUAUUGCUAUACCAUUUUCUGGUGUGACCAGGUCUAAACACUUGAGAAACACAGCUCUGGGCUUUGUUUACUUAUUGCUAACAAGCAGCUAAAUUCCACGAUUGUGGUUCUUGAUUGUCUGUAACUUCAGCAGGAGAAGCUCAGUUAGUGAAACUUUAACAGAGGUUGAAUAUGCUGCAGUUCGUAUGGCUGGAAAUGUUAAGAGGUUGUUAAUGUGACCAACAGAAACUCAUUUGAAGCAUCUUUAAUUAUGAUAUAACUACAUGUAAUUUUUGAAUACCAUAUAAAGGAUGAACACUUACCUUGAGUUAUAAUUAUGUAAAUAAAGUUUCAUUAAUAAUUUUUGAUUUAACUCAUAUUUUAUUUAUCUGUAGUUCAGUUAAUUGAACUUUUAUAGGUUCUUUUUUUCAGUUUAAAUCCAAAUGUUUUAUUAAUCCACAAGCUGUAUGCUCAUAAAUAAAAGUGUACAUAUUUUA
Molecule: messenger RNA, 2580 nt
Organism: Lates calcarifer (barramundi perch)
Lineage: Eukaryota; Metazoa; Chordata; Actinopteri; Centropomidae
Product: golgin subfamily A member 7
Exons: 6
Coding region: 111-542 (143 amino acids)
Biological process (GO): Golgi to plasma membrane protein transport; protein targeting to membrane; peptidyl-L-cysteine S-palmitoylation
Cellular component (GO): Golgi stack; palmitoyltransferase complex
Source: RefSeq, a predicted model, not a curated record